Molecule: messenger RNA, 1376 nt
Organism: Lasiosphaeria miniovina
Lineage: Eukaryota; Fungi; Ascomycota; Sordariomycetes; Sordariales; Lasiosphaeriaceae
Exons: 1
Coding region: 381-1298 (305 amino acids)
Source: RefSeq, a predicted model, not a curated record
UUUCUUUCACACACCCCCCGAAUCGAGUUUGUAAUAUCUACGAAGUACCGCAAUCAUUAUCGCAUCUCCUCUGUAUACCGACGCCGAGAAAAGCAAAAGAGACCCGGCGACAGAGAAUAACAGAGGACAGUUAGAGAGAAGGAGGAGAAAAAAAGCAAAUACCCGAACAGGGAAUAGAGGCUUUUUUUCGGAUUCGGGUUUCAGGGGCGGCGGUUUGAGGUCAUGUCGUCGCCCACCACCAACACCAACACAACAGCCCUUUUAAAACUCCAACUCCCUGCUGAAAUCCGAGAACACAGUGCCUGCCUACAUACCUUGGACACCGGAACGUAGUAGCAUCCCGCCAGAUCUUCCAGACAGACCGACAGACUGCGACCUCCAUGCUACCACCCGCCAAGGCAAGGCAAAUGUGGCCGGCCGGCGGCCGCAUACACACGUAUAUUCUGCCUCUGGGAUGGGCCUUUCGGCUGCUUUCCUUCCGUGCACGGGCCCGCGACGCGGCAUACCGGCUUUUUCCCAAUUCGAUUCAGGGGGGAAAGAUGUUUCCUUUUGGUCGGUUCGGUCACACGAAACAUCCUCUCCCUAGUCUCCUUUUGGUCCAUCAGUAUAUCUUUUCGUACAGUGCUUACCAUGCUCGUAUUAAGUUUCUAAGGUGUGGGUGGCCGAGAUUGAAACAUCGCCCCCGCGCGCCGCGGGUGCCGCAUCCGUUCGUAGUCUGCCGUCUGCUGCAAUACUUGCCUCCAACCUUUUUUGCGGUGGCGCGCGAAAAAAUUAUAUCACACUUGCAAGGCGUGACCGGUGUGUGUGAUAUGGGAAAGGAGAGCCGAUACAUGGGACGGACGCCUCAUUCCCUUUUUGUGUACCUACUGGCCUCCGUGCGCGAGCGCAUGUUCUGGUUCUGUCUCAGUCUUGUUGGAGACUCGGCGUCCAGUUUGUGUCUUGGUGUCCUAGUUCUAGCUCUACCUACACCAUCGUCCGACCAAGCCGUCUCCAGCCAGCCAGCAACUGGACCCUCUUAUCCCCGAGUCCGACAACUACUACUACCUAAAUACGGAAGGCAGUCAGGCAACACCACCACCUACAGCAGCCUCCACCAUCGGCGCCAGCCAGCGGCUGACUGUACAUACCUAGCACAAACCCCAGUGGCUGUCACUCUCGUGAGAUCGGAAUCGGAGCUGGGCUGGCAGCGCGGGGGGCGGAAGAAGGAGAAAAAAGUGACCUGCGAUCCCAUCCUUACUGCCUAUUUGCUGCUUGCUGUAGCCUUUCUCCCGGGAAAGAAUAAGGCACCAAGUAUGUAAGUGCGGCGCGGGAACGCGGCUGAGCCCCCGAGUUUGAGGUUGGCGCUUUGGUCGGCCUUUUUGCUUUCUUUUUUGAUA